GAAGUGUAACUCCCGUCCUAGUUCAUCAUGGCUGCCGUAUGUGCUAGUCUGCACUGUAGCGCUCUGCUCGGAGAUUGAGUCUCCGUUUCUUUCAGUGCCUCACAUUUACUGUCUUCGCCCUCGACAUUUCGACAAACAGUCCCGCUCGCACGAGCCUAAACCACCCUGGUUGUGUUGUCUCAUCAAAACGAGCCGUCCUCAAGCAUUUCGUCGGGCCUUAAACCCCCCUAAAAAGGGAAAACAGGCAACAUUUUUAUUUCUCCCAUGAUCUGAUCACACUUUCCGCCUUUAUGAACCAUGUGUGAGAACUGCGCCGAGCUGCUGGAGGUGCUCAAUGAGAUCUCGGAUUCAGACAGCUCAGAUGGCCUGCAGCUGAAGAAAGAACAUGCCUUAAGAGUAUUCACCUACAUCAGCACAUGGACACAGAGGCAGUGUCUGUGCUGUUUCAAAGAAUACAAACACCUCGAGGUAUUCAACCAGCUCGUCUAUGCCCUCAUUCACCUGGUUAUUGCCCAAGUGACCAACCUUAGGGACCGUCUACGUAGUGGCCAUGACAACAGUAAGACUGAGGGAGCAGGUUCCGAAUGGAGCUCCGCCCAACCACAGCCGUCGCCUGGCGAGGACGAGCCUUUGAAUGUGGAAAGGGACUCAGCUGAGGAGGACGGUGGAACGGAGGAGGGAGAGCAGAACCAAAAGCAGGGAGUCAAAACGGACCCCCUACCCCGGCUCGGUGAGCCCACGUCGGACGAGAGCGGGAACGAGAGCAGCACGGACCUUUUUCUGUCCUGGAGCACGGAAGACCAGGAGAAACUGCUGCUGUGUGCUGCCAAGAUCUUUCAGAUUCAGUUCCCCCUGUACACGGCCUACAAACACAACACACAUCCCACUAUAGAGGAUAUCUCAGCACAGGAGAGCAAUAUCCUCGGCUCUUUCUGUGAUAUGAAUGAUGUGGAGGUCCCUCUGCACCUGCUGCGAUAUGUGUGUAUGUUUUGUGGGAAGCACGGCCUCUCUCUGAUGAAAGACUGUUUCGAGUUUGGUGCUCCCGAUACUCUCCCGUUCCCCAUCGCACAUGCCUUCAUCACCAUCGUCUCUAACAUCAGAAUAUGGUUGCACAUUCCCGCUGUGAUGCAGCACAUCAUCCCUUUUCGCACUUAUGUUAUCAGAUAUCUGUGUAAGUUGUCGGAUCAGGAGUUGCGUCAAAGCGCAGCGAGGAAUAUGGCCGAUCUGAUGUGGAGCACGGUGAAGGAACCGUUGGACAGCGCGCUGUGUUUCGACAGGGAGAGUUUGGAUCUGGCCUUCAAAUACUUCAUGAGUCCGACGCUCACCAUGAGACUCGCCGGACUCAGCCAGAUCACGAAUCAGCUGCACACCUUCAACGACGUGUGUAACAACGAGUCGCUGGUGUCUGACACAGAGACGUCGAUAGCAAAGGAACUCGCCGACUGGCUUAUCAACAACAAUGUUGUCGAGCACAUAUUUGGACCAAAUUUGCACAUCGAGAUCAUUAAACAGUGCCAAGUUAUCCUGAACUUCCUGGCCGCAGAGGGCCGCUUGAGCACUCAACAUGUGGACUGUAUAUGGGCGGCCGCUCAGCUGAAGCACUGCAGUCGCUACAUCCAUGAUCUCUUCCCCUCACUGAUAAAAAAUCUGGACCCGGUUCCCCUGCGACACGUGCUCAGUCUGGUGUCCAGCUUACACCCCAGUGCACACACAGAACAGACGCUGUAUUUGGCGUCCAUGUUGAUCAAGGCCUUGUGGAAUAACGCCCUGGCAGCCAAAACUCAGCUGUCCAAACAAAGCUCCUUCGCCUCCCUGCUCAACACCAACCUUCCCAUGGGCAACAAGAAAGGUUCUCCUGCCGGAAGCCCAGAGAGCAGUGACAACAGCGACACGCAUCACAGCGGAGGAAGUGACAUGGAGAUGGACGAGCCAAUCAUGAGCAGCGGUAAACGUGGACAGCAAAGGCUGUCAGACACUGAGGAGUCCCUACAGGGCAGCUCGGACGAGACUGUCAACAGCGGAGAGGAGGGCAGCAGCAGCGGCCGCAGCGAAGCGUCCAGUAAUGAGGCCGGAUCUAGCAGAGCCAGCCAAUCAGCAGGCAGCCCCGGGAGCGAGCUGCACUCCGACGACAUGGCCGACAGCGAGGCACUGAAAGAAGAGGAAGAAGAAGAAGACGAUGACGAGGAUGAUGAAGACGAUGAUGAUGACGAUGAUGACGACAGACCUGCCGUCGCUUCUGAAGGCAGCCCUCAGAAAGAAACCCGAGAUUCCAGAGAGGCUCCCACGUCAGAGCUACGCAAACGCAAAGCCGGAGAAGCUCUCGGAGAGGUCCAGGGUCCUCCGGAACGACCUGGAAUUCCGCCGGGCAUGGCGUCGUCUGGUCCCGGACUUUCCAAACCCAAGUCUAUCCCAUUCACCCCAGAGGCGGCUACUGCCAUGAUAGCCACGUCGUCCUCUUCUCUACGAAUUCUAGAACCGUGCUCCUCUUUGUCCAUGUGCCUGGAGGGGACGUCCGGAGAGCAGGCCGAUCCUUCUUCACAUUCCCAAUCCCAGAAUCCUCAGCAGCCGCAGCAGGAGAUGGGUGUCUCCCAGGAGCCUUCCUGUUUGCCUCGAGUGUCGGACUUCCUUACAGAGGCCAUGAGCAACGAACUCUUCAACUGCAGACGUUUCAUCAGCCCACAGCAUCAUCACCAUCAUCAUCAUCACCACCAUCAUCACCACCAGCAGGAUGGUCAUAUGGUGGAGGAUAUGCUGAGCGCAGAUGACGUAAGCUGUAGCAGUUCCCAGGUCAGCGCCAAGUCCGAGAAGAACAUGGCGGAUUUCGACGGUGAGGAAUCUGGGUGUGAGGAAGAGCUUGUUCAGAUCAAUUCACACGCGGAGCUCAGCUCACACCUGCAGCAGCACCUGCCCAACCUGGCCUCCAUAUACCACGAACACCUGGUGCAAGAUCGCCACGAAUCUUGCAAGAUUUCUUUGUCUAGUUCAUCACAGGCACUUUUUCUUGCAGGUCCAGCGGUGCACAAGCAUCAGUAUUCCACCCACGCGGUGACUGACAUCAACUUGGACAAUGUCUGCAAAAAAGGAAACACUCUCCUGUGGGACCUGGUCCAGGACGACAAUGCGAUCCACCUAUCAGAGGGCUUGAUCAAUGAAGCCGAGAAGCUGCUGUGUUCUCUUGUCUGCUGGUUUACUGACCGUCAGAUCCGCAUGCGUUUCAUCGAGGGCUGUCUGGAGAACCUCGCCAACCACCGGUCGGUGGUGGUGUCCCUGCGUUUGCUGCCAAAGCUCUUCGGAACCUUUCAGCAGUUUGGCUCCAGCUACGACACUCAUUGGAUAACCAUGUGGGCUGAGAAGGAACUUCACAUGAUGAAGCUUUUCUUCGAUAAUCUGUUACACUAUAUCCAAGAAGUGAGAGAGCAACGCCACAAAUUCGCUCUGUACAGUCACAGUGCAGAGGUGCAGGUGCGUCUUCAGUUUCUCACCUGUGUGUUCUCUACGCUCGGAUCACCUGACCACUUCAGAUUGAGUCUGGAGCAGGUGGAUAUCCUCUGGCACUGUUUAGUUGAGGAUUCUGAGUGUUACGACGACGCCUUGCACUGGUUUUUAAAUCAGGUCCGCAGUAAAGACCAGCACGCCAUGGGCAUGGAGACCUACAAACAUCUGUUCCUGGAGAAGAUGCCUCAGCUGAAGCCCGAGACCAUCAGCAUGACUGGACUCAAUUUGUUUCAGCAUCUGUGUAAUCUGGCUCGACUGGCCACCAGCGCUUACGACAGCAGCUCCAACUGCGAGGUUGGAUCAAUUUACCCCAUCUUUCACAGCUUGUGCGGUAUGGAUCAGCUCUGGGGAAUCGCAUUGAGGGCUCAGUCCGCCGACAUCAGCCGAGCUGCCAUCCAAUAUAUCAACUCGUAUUACAUCAGCGGUAAAACGGGUCUAGAAAAGGAGCAGGAGUUUAUCAGUAAGUGUAUGGAGAGUUUGAUGAUGGCAUCUGCUAACCUGGAGAAAGACGCUCACUCCAGCCUCACUAUCAUUGAGAGAGGACUAUUGCUCCUCAAAACACACCUGGAGGCAUUCAGACGCAGGUUUGCGUAUCAUUUGAGGCAGUGGCAGAUCGAGGGGACGGGCAUCAGCAGUCAUUUGAAAGCUCUCAGCGAUAAACAGUCUCUCCCGCUCAGAAUCGUCUGUCAGCCCGCGGGACUGCCGGACAAGAUGACCAUCGAGAUGUACCCGAGUGAUCAGGUGGCUGAUCUGAGGGCAGAGGUCACUCACUGGUACGAGAACCUUCAGAAGGAUCAGCUCAGCCAACAGGCGCAGCUGCAGGAGUUCGGCCAAACCAGCCGUCAACAGGAUUUCCCAGGUGGGCUGAUGGGUCCAGUGCGCAUGAUCUCAUCUGGACACGAGCUGACCACUGACUACGAUGAGAAGACUCUUCAUGAGCUCGGCUUUAAAGACAUGCAGAUGGUGUUCGUGUCUCUGGGCGCUCCUCGGAGAGAGAGGAAGGGAGAGGGGGUUCAGCUGCCGGCCUCGUGUUUGCCGCCGCCUCAGAAGGAGCACAUCCCCAUGUUGCUUCUCCUGCAGGAGCCACAUCUCACCACGCUCUUCGACCUGCUGGAGAUGCUGGCCUGCUUCAAACCGCCCGGUCCGGACAAACCCCAGCACAGCACUGAGAGCGUUCGCUGCGAGGAGCUUCACCUCCACGCUGAGAACCUAUCUCGUCGCGUUUGGGAGCUGCUCAUGUUGCUGCCCACGUGUCCCAGCAUGCUCCAGGCCUUCCAGAACAUCUCGGAUGAAGCGGGAUCUGACGGUUUGUGCUGGAAGGAUCUUCUGAGAAUCAAGAGCGCCCAUAAGCUGCUGUACGCUCUAGAGAUCAUUGAGGCUCUCGGCAAACCAAACCGCAGGAUUCACCGGGAGUCCACGGGAAGUUACAGUGAUCUGUAUCCAGACUCGGAUGACUCCAGCGAGGAACAGAUCGAGAACAGCAAGAACACGUGGAGCUGCAAGUUUGUGUCAUCUGGAGGGCUUCAGCUUCUGCUGGAGAUUUUUAGCUCUGGGAUCUUGGAGCCGAAAGAACAGGAAUUCUGGACUGUUUGGUUGUUGGACUGUCUUGCCUGUCUUCUGAAGCUGAUCUGUCAGUUUGCUGUGGACCCGGCCGAUCUGGACUUGGCGUAUCACGACGUCUUCGCCUGGUCCGGUCUCACGGACACACAGAGGAAGAGGGCGUGGCCCGGGAAGUCUCGCAAAACCACCGUUGAUCAUGGGAAGAACCUGCACAUACCCCGUCUUACAGAGGUGUUCCUGAGUCUCGUUCAAGGCACCAACCUCAUCCAGAGGCUCAUUAACAUGGCGUACACGUACGACAAUCUGGCACACAGGGUUCUCAAGGCCCAAUCGGAUCACAGGUCCAGACACGAGGCGACUCAUUACUCAAUGUGGCUGCUGGUUAGUUGGGCUCACUGCAGUUCUCUGGUGAAGUCCAGCCUGGCUGACAGUGAACAUCUACACGACUGGCUGAAGAAACUCACGCUUCUCGUACCUGAGACGGCGGUACGUCAGGAGGCGUGCAGUGGUCUAUAUAAGCUCUCUCUGUCCGGUCUCGAGGGCGGAGAAACCAUCAACAGAUCCUUCCUGCUUCUCGCUGCAUCCACGCUGCUGAAAUUCUUGCCAGACGCUCAAGCCCUUAAACCGCUCGGAGUGGAGGACUUUGAAGAGGAGGCGAUGUUCCGCACGGGCUGUAAGGAAUACUUCUGGCUGCUCUGUAAACUCAUCGACAACAUCCACGUGAAAGACGCCAGUCAGACCACCUUGCUGGACCUGGACGCGCUGGCUAGACACCUCGCCGACUGCAUCCGCAGUCGUGAGAUUUUGGACCAGCAGGACGGGGCCAUCGAGGACGACGGUCUCACGGGUCUCCUGCGGCUGGCCACCAGCGUCCUGAAGCACAAGCCUCCGUUUAAGUUCUCGCGGGAGGGGCAGGAGUUCCUGAGGGACACGUACGACCUGCUCUUCCUCUUGCCCAGCCUGAAGGACCGACAGCAGCCCAAAUGCAAGAGUCCGGCGGCCCGCGCCGCAGCGUACGACUUGCUCGUGGAGGUGGUGAAGGGCUCGGUGGAGAACUACAGGCUGCUGCAUAACUGGGUCAUGUCUCAACACAUGCAGGCGUCUCACGCUCCGUAUAAGUGGGAUUACUGGCCCCACGAUGAUGUCAGAGCCGAGUGUCGCUUCGUGGGACUGACCAACCUGGGCGCCACCUGUUACCUGGCGUCUACCAUACAACAACUCUAUAUGAUCCCAGAAGCCAGACAAGCGGUCUUUACUGCCAAAUAUUCAGAGGAUAUAAAGCAUAAGACCACGCUGUUGGAGCUGCAGAAAAUGUUUACAUAUCUCAUGGAAAGCGAGAGGAAAGCGUACAACCCUCGUCCGUUCUGUAAGACCUACACCAUGGACAAACAGCCGCUGAACACAGGAGAACAGAAAGACAUGACUGAGUUCUUCACAGAUCUCAUCACCAAGAUAGAAGAGAUGUCUCAGGACCUGAAAAACACAGUCAAAACACUGUUUGGAGGCGUCAUCACCAACAACGUGGUUUCACUGGACUGUGAUCAUGUGAGUCAGACGGCUGAGGAGUUUUACACAGUGAGAUGUCAAGUGGCCGAUAUGAAGAACAUCUAUGAGUCUCUGGAUGAGGUCACCAUUAAAGACACAUUGGAGGGUGAUAACAUGUACACCUGCUCUCAGUGUGGAAAGAAAGUACGCGCUGAGAAAAGGGCUUGUUUUAAAAAGCUUCCCCGGAUCUUGAGCUUCAACACCAUGCGUUACACGUUCAACAUGGUCACCAUGAUGAAAGAAAAAGUCAACACACACUUUUCGUUCCCUCUGAGACUCGACAUGACGCUUUACACAGAGGACUUCCUCAUGGCCAAGGGCGACAGGAAGGAAGGUUUCCGUGAAGACAGCGAUGCGAAGCCAGCCGAGAGCUACGAGUAUGACCUUAUCGGAGUGACGGUGCACACGGGAACAGCGGAUGGUGGCCAUUAUUACAGUUUCAUCAGGGACAUCGUGAACCCGCAUGCUUACCGCAAUAACAAAUGGUACCUGUUUAAUGACGCUGAGGUGAAACCGUUCGAUUCGGCGCAGUUGGCCUCAGAGUGUUUCGGUGGAGAAAUGACAACCAAAACGUACGACUCUGUCACCGAUAAGUUUAUGGAUUUCUCCUUUGAAAAGACCCACAGUGCCUACAUGCUGUUCUAUAAGAGAGUGGAGGUGGAGGAGGAAAAUGGGAAAGACUUUAACUUUGACAUCUCUCCCGACCUUCUGGAGUGGAUCUGGCACGACAACAUGCAGUUUCUUCAAGACAAGAACAUCUUCGAACACACAUACUUUGGUUUCAUGUGGCAGCUGUGCAGCAGUAUUCCCAGCACUUUACCGGACCCUAAAUCCAUUUCCCUCAUGACCGCUAAGCUCAGCACAUCAUUUGUUCUGGAAACGUUUAUUCACUCCAAAGAAAAGCCCACAAUGCUGCAGUGGAUCGAACUUUUGACCAAACAGUUCAACAACAGUCAAGCUGCUUGCGAGUGGUUUUUGGAUCAGAUGGCAGAUGACAACUGGUGGCCCAUGCAGAUUCUCAUCAAGUGCCCCAAUCAGAUCGUCCGGCAGAUGUUCCAGAGGUUGUGUAUCCAUGUGAUCCAGAGACUGAGGCCAGUCCACGCUCACCUGUACCUGCAGCCGGGCAUGGAGGACGGCUCUGAUGACAUGGACGGGCCGGUGGAGGACAUCGGCAGUCGUUCCUGCGUGACGCGAUUCGUCAAAACGCUGCUGUCGAUCAUGGAACACGGAGUGAAGCCUCACAGCAAACAUCUCACCGAGUACUUCGCCUUCCUCUACGAGUUCGCCAAAAUGGGCGAAGAGGAGAGCCAGUUCCUGUUGUCUUUGCAAGCCAUUUCUAUAAUGGUGCAUUUCUACAUGGGCACUAAAGGACCUGAAAACCCUCAGGUGGAGGUGUUAUCUGAAGAAGAGGAGGGUGAGGAAGACGAAGAGGAGGACAUCCUCUCGCUGGCGGAGGAGAAGUACCGUCCGGCCGCUCUGGAGAAGAUGAUCGCUCUCAUAGCUCUGCUGGUGGAGCAGUCCAGAUCUGAGAGACACUUGACCUUGUCUCAGAGUGACAUGGCUGCCCUGACUGGAGGAAAAGGUUUUCCCUUCCUGUUUCAGCACAUCAGGGACAGUAUCAACAUCAGACAGACGUGCAACCUCAUAUUCAGCCUCUGUAGAUACAACAACCGCCUGGCAGAACACAUCGUGUCAAUGCUGUUCACCUCCAUAGCCAAACUGACACCAGAAGUAAGUACAACACUUAACACGUACACAUUAUACUAUCAACAAACACAACUUCACAUCAUUUUUGUGUUUGUCUGUCAGGCAGCGAAUCCCUUCUUCAAACUGUUGACGAUGUUGAUGGAGUUUGCGGCCGGUCCUCCUGGAAUGCCUUCGUUUGCCUCCUACAUCCUGCAGAGGAUCUGGGAGGUUAUAGAGUAUAACCCAUCUCAGUGUCUGGACUGGUUGGCGGUUCAGACUCCCCGUAAUAAGCUGGCUCACAGCUGGGUUCUGCAAAACAUGGAGAACUGGGUGGAGAGAUUUCUGCUGGCGCACAACUACCCGCGCGUCCGAACCUCUGCGGCGUAUCUUCUGGUGUCCCUCAUCCCGAGUAACUCCUUCCGUCAGAUGUUCCGCUCCACGCGUUCUCUUCACAUCCCGACCCGUGACCUUCCGCUGAGUCCCGACACGACGGUCGUUCUGCAUCAGGUGUACAACCUGCUGCUGGGUCUGUUCGCCCGCGCCAAACUCUACGUGGACGUGCCGGUGCACGGCACCACCAAACUGGUCCAGUAUUUCAGCUUUAUGACCUACUGUCUCAUCUCCAAGACAGAGAAGCUCAUGUUCUCCAGUUACUUCAUGGACCUGUGGAACCUCUUCCAGCCCAAGUUGUCAGAGCCGGCGAUCGCCACGAACCACAACAAACAGGCCCUUCUGUCCUUCUGGUAUAACGUCUGCAUGGACUGCAGCGAGAACGUGCGGCUUAUCGUCCAGAACCCCGUCGUCACCAAAAACAUCGCCUUCAACUACAUCCUGGCCGAUCACGACGAUCAGGAGGUGGUGCUGUUCAACCGCGGCAUGCUGCCGGCGUACUACGCCAUCCUGCGCAUGUGCUGCGAGCAGUCGCCCGCCUUCACCCGCCAACUGGCGUCCCACCAGAACAUCCAAUGGGCCUUUAAAAACCUCACGCCUCAUGCAAGCCAGUACCCUGGGGCGGUGGAGGAGCUGUUUAACCUCAUGCAGCUGUUCGUGGCUCAGAGGCCUGACAUGAGAGAGGAAGAGCUGGAGGAUGUCAAGCAGUUUAAGAAGACCACCAUCAGCUGUUACCUGCGCUGUCUGGAUGGCCGUUCCUGUUGGACUACGCUCAUCAGUGCCUUCCGUAUAUUGUUGGAGAACGAUGAGGACCGGUUACUGGUGGUUUUUAACCGAGGACUGAUUCUCAUGACAGAGUCGUUCAACACUCUGCACAUGAUGUACCAUGAGGCCACAGCUUGUCACGUGACGGGUGACCUCGUGGAGCUGCUCUCCAUCUUCCUGUCUGUUUUAAAGGCCACGCGACCCUACUUGCAGCGCAAAGAUGUGAAGCAGGCUUUGAUCCAGUGGCAGGAGAGAAUCGAUUUUGCUCAUAAACUGCUAACGCUGCUAAACUCUUACAGUCCUCCUGAACUGCGCAACGCCUGUCUGGAUGUUCUGAAGGAGCUGGUCCUCUUGAGUCCUCAUGACUUCCUGCACACGCUCGUACCCUUCCUGCAGCACAACCACUGCACCUAUCACCACAGCAACAUUCCCAUGUCAUUUGGGCCGUAUCUGCCCUGUAGAGAAAACAUCAAACUGAUGGGAGGAAAGAACAACAUCCGACCUCCUCGACCCGAGCUCAACAUGUGCCUGCUGCCCUCCAUGGUGGAAACCAGCAAGGGUAAGGACGAGGUGUACGACAGGAUGUUGUUGGAUUAUUUCCUGUCAUACCAUCAGUUUAUUCACCUGCUCUGUAGAGUCGCCAUCAACUGCGAGAAAUUCACAGAGACGCUAAUCAAACUCAGUGUGUUGAUAGCUUAUGAAGGACUUCCUCUGCACCUGGCUCUCUUUCCAAAACUGUGGACAGAACUUGCGCAAUCUCAGUGUGCGAUGGCGCAGUCGUGUGUGAAGCUGUUGUGUGAAGAUCCGGCUUUCGGAGAGUACAUGAAAUGCAUCCUGAUGGACGAGAGGUCUUUCCUCAACAACAAUGUCGCCUACUCUUUCCUCACUUGCUUCUUACACAAGGUGCAGGUCCAAGUGUUAUCAGGCCAAAGCUGUUCCAACCUCAUCAACGUGUUGGUGACCAACCUUUUGAACGAAUACCACAGCCUGCAGCCUGAACUGACCAAUCAGAGAGCAGAACUCGGCAAAACCAGCGGCCUCCUCAAUGCAGAUCUGCGGGCGCUGGUGUUGAUCCUCUCGGUUUACACCCCUCAGCAGUUAGACCCGGCUUUGGGUCCGGCGUUACAGGAGCUGCUGUCGAAAUGCAAACUGUGUCUGCAGCAUCGGGCCACGUUGGAGAUUGAGGCAAAGGAACGAAAAGUCAAAGUGGAGGAAGAAGGUGUCACCCCCGUUAAGCGCAGGAGGGUGAGCAUCAGCGCUGACGAUCGUCCAGCAGAUGGCGGCUGCAGUUGCUCCGUUUGCCCUCCCUCGACCUCUUCUUCAUUGGUUCCCUGCUCGGAGCAGAAGGCGGAGCCUGGCGAGGCGCUAACGCCGACCAGCACUUCAGACACGGAGACCCGAGACUCCUCCCUCAUCGACCCGGGAACGGAAAACGAGCCACCCUCUCCUGACAGCGCAUCCCUGGAGGAGAAAAAAAUGGACGUUUCGUCGUCAUCGUCGUCGUCCUCUUCGUCCUCUUCGUCGUCGUCCUCUCUUCCCGAAGCGUUUAGUCGGACAGGUGAAACUCAGCCACAACGAAGAGAGGAAGAGGAGGAGGAAGGUAGAAGGAAUGAGACGCAAGAGCACGAAGGAGAACCGGAAAGAGAGGAAGUCCCCUCCUCUUCCGCUGAAUCCGCGCUGCUGCUCUCCAGCCUUCCGGAUGGUGCUGAGGGGCGAGGCUGUUCACUCCAGGAGGCGGAGUCGGGAGCAUGUGGCCACGCCCUCUCACAGGGAACGUUUAAUUCUGCAGCGCAGCAGCAGGAUGCUUUGGAAACGCUUUGUCGCACUGUCGAGGCCACUAUUGCCGUGGUUGCCAAACUGUUGAAUGGCGGGAAAGGAGGGGCGUGCCCCUCGGCUUUGUGAUGUCAUUUUGCUGUUUUCUCUAUUAUCUUCAUUUUCAGAAUAAUUUGAGUCAGGUUUUUUUUGCCCUUUGCCGUCACUCAUCAGCUGUUUUCCCGUCACCGUGUUGCCCUGAAUGUUAGUGGUUACCACGGUAACUUAACUCAAAUAGCGCAAAGGGCAUUAUUUUCUUUUAAACAUUUUUUUCCGUUUUUGAAGUGGUUUGUUUUUGAAGCUGCAGUGAAACAGGGAAAAGGUUUACAACAUUUUAGUCCCGUCAGUGCAUAAUUUAAUUUUGCGAUUUUAUUCAAGUGUAUUAUUGAUCGUCUUCUGUGCCAGUUUUGUACUCGCAGACAUUUUUUUCUCUGUGGUGAAUAUCAAAAACUAUGUUUACUUGUGCAUUGAAACGAAGAAAGAACCACAAAAGCAUUGAUUCUGUAAAGAAUCUUCUAAAUGUUGCCUGGCUUUGUAAAUGAGAUGGUAAAAUAUAUAUAUAUAUAUAUAUAUAUAUAUAUAUAUGUAUAUAUUUCGGUAAGAUAUAUGUAUACAGUAUAUAUCCAAUGGAGCGCAGUAUACUGUAUAUGUACAUCUCUUGUACUGUAUAUAUACCUACGUUGUGUAUAUAGAAACUUAAGGUGCUUUUUUGUUCAGGCAGAGAACAUUUCUGGCCUGAAUAUUGCACAUUUGCUGGAACAGUUGGAGCUCUAUUUUAUUUACCAAAAUACAUUCCAUAAUCUAUUGGAUGUCAUUCUUGCGUUCUAUGUAUUUGAGUUUCUUUCUGUUUUGAUUUAUUUUAAUAUAGGAUAUAACUUAAUAAAAUUUUAAUAUGAUUUAAUUAUGAA
This is a messenger RNA of Triplophysa rosa, 12161 nucleotides long. RefSeq names its product ubiquitin specific peptidase 34 (gene usp34). The transcript has 76 exons. Bases 298 to 11343 code for a protein of 3681 amino acids. Gene Ontology annotation, molecular function: cysteine-type endopeptidase activity; cysteine-type deubiquitinase activity. NCBI's taxonomy places the organism in Eukaryota, Metazoa, Chordata, Actinopteri, Cypriniformes, Nemacheilidae. Gene Ontology annotation, biological process: protein deubiquitination. The record is from RefSeq and is a predicted model, not a curated record. Gene Ontology annotation, cellular component: cytosol; nucleus.